GUUAUGGUUCGCUAUAUUUAGUCAGCUUUAUGAAUGUUUCAUAGAAAAUUAGUUUUGUUUUAUUAUAUGUUUGUACAUAGAUAUAGAUACAUUUUACCACAAUAAACAUUUCCACACUAAAUGAAACUCCAGUUAAUUAUUAUUUUAGAUGAAGUUGGAGCGUUGGUUUUUGAUAUUGGACACAAUAGUGUUCGAGCUGGAUACGCAGGUGAAGAUAGUCCCAAAGUGGACAUACCUACAACAGUGGGUGUUUGGCUGGACUCAGAAGAUGAAGUCUCAGUUCCUGUUACACACUAUAACAUUGGACUAUGUGCAAUACAUGUUUGGAGACCAGAAAUGGAGUUGAGUACAUUUCUAAAAGAUGGCAUGGUUGAAAAUUGGGACAUGUUUGAAAAUUUCUUGGACUAUAUUUACUAUUCCGCCCUACGAGCUGUCCCUAGAGACCACCCAAUUCUUUUAACGGAACCUCCCUGGAUAACUACCCCUAAAAGAGAAGAAAUGGCUGAAUUAAUGUUCGAGAAAUACGGCGUUCCUGCAGCAUAUUUGGCCAAAAACGCAAGCUUAGCUGCUUUUGCUAAUGGAAGGCCCACCUGCUUAGUAUUGGAUAGUGGGGCCACACAUACUUCAGCUGUUCCCGUUCAUGAUGGCUAUGUAUUAACUCAAGCGGUUGUAAAAUCUCCCGUUGGAGGCGACUACUUAAGUGAACAAUGCAGAAUAUAUUUGCAAGAAAGAGGCGUGGAGUUAGUACCGCCCAGCUUUGUCGCUUCGAAAGAAGUAGGAAGAGCGGAGGAAGCUCCAAACUGGCAAAGACGGGACGUUCCUUACAAUUUAACGGAUUCGUGGUUUGCCUAUAUGAUAAAGGAAGUGAUGCAGGACUUCCAGGCAACCAUUCUUCAAGUUGCCGACAGCUCAUAUGAUGAAGAUAUUGUAAAAACAAUGCCAACCACUCACUACGAGUUUCCUAAUGGGUUUCACAAAGACUUUGCUAUAGAAAGGUUUAAAAUUCCUGAGCCCCUCUUCAAUCCUUCAAAUGGGGCGAAAGCUGGUAUUCAACCCAUUUUGGGAGUAGGAUCUUUAGUUACGACUAGUGUGGGAAUGUGUGAUAUCGAUAUCCGACCGUCUAUGUAUGGAAAUGUUGUUGUAACGGGAGGAAAUUCUAGUCUUCAGGGUUUUACCGAAAGACUAACCAGAGACCUUGCCGCAAAAACACCACCUAGCAUGCGAUUAAAAGUAAUUAGUGCACCAGGAGCAACAGAACGAAGAUUCGGGGCUUGGACGGGAGGUUCUAUUUUAAGUUCACUAGGGUCUUUUCAACAAAUGUGGGUAUCCAAGCAAGAAUAUGAGGAGGGGGGCAAAGCUGUAGUGCAAACAAAAUGUUUUUAGAUCAGUUGCAAACAGUCAGUAAAUUUGAACAAAUUGUACAACCACAAUUUGUUCAAUUUUAUUUUUUCUGACAAUAACUAUUUGUUUGUAUUUUCUCGAAUUAGCCGCAAUUCUUGUUUCAUUCUGUAUAUGUUUGAUUUUUUUUGAUGAUCUAUUGUAGAUUUGAAGCAAGCCAGUAUUUGUUUAGUUUAUGUAUUUUACUAGUAUUUUUAUUAGUAUGUUUAUGUAUUUUAAAAGGGUAUUUAUGAAUUGUGCAAUUUUGUUUUUGACUAGUAAUGCCUUUCAGGUAUCGUUUCCUUCUAAGUAUUAACAUAAUAAGACGUAUCUCGUAUGCCUUUGUUACGUUGACUGAUCGCAUUUACGUGAGAGAUAUUAAGCAUAUAUACAAUCUAAAUAACACCACUUAGUAGACUUAAACGACAUAUUUGCCAAAUUAUGUGCCACUUUUAUAUAAGGAUGCAUUAGCUACUUCGUCAUUAUUUAUUACAUCAUUAUCAUAGAAAGCGAUGUAAUUUACAUAAUCGUUAAAUCGCUUGUAUUUAUUCGUUUUGACUUUAAUGUUAAUCUAAGCUUUUCUAUUUUUUGUUUUGCAUCGGUUUUAAUACGUUGUUGUUUAUAUUUUUUAUCGACAAACAAAAUCAACUUGAUAGGUUAGCAAUGUUUUAAAUUAAAACUAGUCUCUCAAAUAUUAAUACUCGGAUUGAAUAUGUCCAGAUCUCAAAAUUUUUUUUGUUGUGUGAUAUUUUUAAUCUACGGUAAAUUAAGGUUCCUAUUUUUUGAACUUGCCAUAUUUUUUAAUCUAGGUAUGAAUGUAAUUCGGUAUGUGCCAAUAAAGAAAUUAAUAAAAA
Molecule: messenger RNA, 2231 nt
Organism: Dendroctonus ponderosae (mountain pine beetle)
Lineage: Eukaryota; Metazoa; Arthropoda; Insecta; Coleoptera; Curculionidae
Product: actin-like protein 6B
Exons: 6
Coding region: 121-1383 (420 amino acids)
Biological process (GO): regulation of transcription by RNA polymerase II; nervous system development
Cellular component (GO): NuA4 histone acetyltransferase complex; SWI/SNF complex
Molecular function (GO): chromatin binding
Source: RefSeq, a predicted model, not a curated record